Molecule: messenger RNA, 516 nt
Organism: Hydatigera taeniaeformis
Lineage: Eukaryota; Metazoa; Platyhelminthes; Cestoda; Cyclophyllidea; Taeniidae
Source: the annotation of a GenBank genome assembly
GUGCGAGACGAGGUUCGUCGGUUAUGCGAUGAAUUGAUAAGUGUAACAACGCCUGAGUUAGAAAAGUACAAUGAGGCAAUUGUAAUCCUGAUGUCUAAGGCAACCAGUGCCAAGGAAAAACUUAUAAGAGAACUGCGAGACGCUCACGAGGUGCUAGUCACCCAAAUAUGUAACUUACGUGAUAAAAGUUUGGACAUGCUAAAUAAAGUGGAGGCUCUGGAAAAUCCAAAUCUGAGCGCUCGGAUUGAGGAUAUUGAGUCUCUCAUAGCGAGGAUCGAGACAUUUUCCACGGCAUCCACGGCGAUAAUUGAAAAAGGGGACUUAAAGGAGUUAGUGCAGUUGGACAAGGAUAUAUCCCAGCUUCAAAAGGAUAUUGAGGAUUUCCAGACGAAGGAAAAGAAGAUCAACUCAAAUGAAAACAAUAUAUCGUUGAAAAACCUUAAAAUAAACCCUGCGUACAAGUUUAUCGCCAAUGUAAUAGAAGAGACGGACAUGCUUAGGAAGACUGACGCAUAG